Bactrocera oleae (olive fruit fly) is the source of this 390-nucleotide messenger RNA. The record is from RefSeq and is a predicted model, not a curated record. NCBI's taxonomy places the organism in Eukaryota, Metazoa, Arthropoda, Insecta, Diptera, Tephritidae.
AUGAAGAAUCAGCUUACAAAGCGUAUUAUUGGUUGUGUUGAUGGCACGCACAUUAAAAUUAUCGCUCCCCACAAAGAAUUGCAGCAUUUAUACUACAACAGAAAAGGAUUAUUCAGCAUUAAUGCUAUGAUUCUAUACUUAAUGACGACGUUCAGAAAUUCUGAGGAAGGAUUUCAACGAAGUUUUUACAACAAGCAAAAUGUUAGAGGAAGAAAUAUCGAUGAGCGAACAAUUAGCGUUCUAAAAAAUAGGUUUCGGUGCUUGUUACAGGCAAGAGCUCUUCACUAUACUCCACAAAAAAAUAUACAAAUUAUAAAAAUGUGUGCAGCUUUGCGCAACCUUUGCUUGGAAUCUCUCUACAUAAAGAAAUUUCUGGGCAGUGGUAUGUGA